CACUGCUCCGACUAAGAAAAAUUAGGUUCACAUGGGUUAUCUCGACAAAUAAAGACAGAUAAAAAUGAGAGCAUAUAAACUACAUAUAAACCUCCCCCUAAAAUACUCUGUCUGUCUUGUUACUCAGCAAAUUUCAGUUUUGCAGAUCUUUUGAUGUUUGAACAUAAAAGUAAUAGGUACUAAGUAUAAAUAUGGACCUUCUACAGAUGAUGGAAACCAGUGUUGUCACAGGAGGAAUGGGAACAGUCUUAUUCUUCUUGUAUAACAAAUCUGAUACAGAAACAGAGGUAGCUGUGUUAGGUUACCUAGCCUGUUCCUUCCUGAUGAUCCUACUCCAUCAGGCAGCACCACUCUUCCAUGUUAAUCCAGUCAAGAAAACAGAAGGUAGUUACAGGUCUAUUAACAGUCAAGGACUAUGGAGUUCUUUCUUGAUACCAGCCAUUUGUGUUCUUGGGAAUUUUAUCACUAAAACAGAUGACAAAAUAGAUAGUAGUUUGUUGUUUGUUUUGUUAACUUUGACCUUGACAUUAGUGCACUACAACCCUUCCAAUGCUUCACAGAUUGCAGGUGCAUUAUUGUUAUUGUGGUUGAAAGAAAUCUUUAAACAACAAGAUUUGAGUAGCAUUCGAUUAUGUGUAUUUCACAGCAUAAUGUACUACUUUGCUUUGUCAAAAUUGCCACAGAAGUUUCCAAUGGCAUUUUCAUAUGGAGAAAGCAUCAUAGUAUUACAGUCUACAUUUCUCAUUGUCAACGAAUUCUUAUUUAGAACUGGUAUUCUUCAGGAAAAUCAAGAAGAGACACUGUCAGAUCAUGCCAUGAUAAAGAUAGCAAUGCUUGCCAUACUUGGAGUUGUUCUAGCUUCAGUAUUACUACAUAUGAUCAGAGAAUACACAUCCAAGUUGAAAUUUUACUUAGUGUACAGUCUAGUCAUUGGAGUCUUUCUUAUAUUUGGUUUACCAAGACAAAACCCUGUAGUUAUCCUGUUGGAGUAUUUCUCUGGGAAUUUAAUCAGAUUUAACCUUGUGGCCUGGUAUGGUUCAUUGACAGCAAUCACUGUGGUGUAUUUGUUGAUGUACAGUAAGCAGACUUCUGUUUCCACAGCAACAAGAAAGUUUUUCCAUGUCAUUAUAGUAGCAGUUUACAUUCCAGGUUUAUUGUUAGAUCCUACAUUCCUAACUACAGCAUCUCUUCUUGCUUUCUGUGUUAUGUUUGUCAUAGAGACUUUAAGAUACAUGGAUGUGCAGCCAUUUGGACAAUUAAUAGAAGAAAAGUAUAAGUUAUUCCUAGAUAAGCAGGAUGAAGGACCUCUAGCAUUAACUCCAAUAUAUUUAAUAUUAGGAUUAUCUUUGCCAUUAUGGCUGUCUUUCAUUUUCAGAAUACCAGUUUCAGACAUUUCAGUGUAUGCUGGUGUAAUAUCAGUUGGUAUAGGAGAUGCUGUAGCAUCUAUUAUUGGCAGUAAAAUAGGCAGGGUUAAAUGUCCAGGUAGUUCUAAGACAGUAGAAGGAAGUUUAGCUUCACUUGUAUCUCAGAUCAUCACUUUGUAUUUUUUUCAGUAUAGUGGCAAAGUAGAAUCAUCCUUGACAUUCAUAACACUUGUAGCAGUAACCAUGACAACAAUUCUAGAGGCAGUUACUACACAAAUAGACAAUCUAGUUUUACCAUUGUUUUUAUAUACAAUUUUACUAUUAAAUAUGUUAUAA
Mytilus trossulus (common blue mussel) is the source of this 1700-nucleotide messenger RNA. Its product is annotated as dolichol kinase-like. Gene Ontology annotation, biological process: dolichyl monophosphate biosynthetic process. The record is from RefSeq and is a predicted model, not a curated record. NCBI's taxonomy places the organism in Eukaryota, Metazoa, Mollusca, Bivalvia, Mytilida, Mytilidae. The coding region runs from base 192 to 1700 and encodes 502 amino acids. The transcript has 13 exons. Gene Ontology annotation, cellular component: endoplasmic reticulum membrane. Gene Ontology annotation, molecular function: dolichol kinase activity.